Messenger RNA from Pichia membranifaciens NRRL Y-2026, 270 nucleotides. RefSeq lists its product as hypothetical. The record is from RefSeq and is a predicted model, not a curated record. Gene Ontology annotation, biological process: maturation of SSU-rRNA; mRNA splicing, via spliceosome. The coding region runs from base 1 to 270 and encodes 89 amino acids. NCBI's taxonomy places the organism in Eukaryota, Fungi, Ascomycota, Pichiomycetes, Pichiales, Pichiaceae. Gene Ontology annotation, cellular component: U4/U6 x U5 tri-snRNP complex; nucleolus; U6 snRNP. The transcript has a single exon. Gene Ontology annotation, molecular function: RNA binding.
AUGUCUGCAUCCGCUGUGGACGACGCCUCCAAGGCCGUUGCCACCCCCGCCGAGGACAUCACCGCCUCGUUUCUCGGCUCCAUCACGAACAAGCCCGUCAACAUCAAGCUCCACAACGAUUUCGUCUACACGGGCGUCCUCUCCUCCAUCGAUGGAUACAUGAACGUUGUGCUGCAGAACGCCAGCGAGAUCGUCAACGGAAAGACGAUGAAGACCUACGACGAGGUCUUCUUGCGUGGCAACAACGUCAUCUACAUCGGCAUGGCCUGA